UUUUAACCAUGAAGUAACCUUCCUCCUAUCUCUCUCUCUCUCUCUCUCUGUUGAGAUCUCCCUGAAAAAUUCUAAAUCAGAUCUUCAAAAAAGUCACCUCCUUUAAACAUUCUUCCCCAAUCUCUCUAUCCAAAACCUAAUCUCAGCCAUGGAUCUAGCUGCAGAAGAGCUUCAAUACCUUAACAUUCAAGGUAUAUUACGUGAAUCAACAACGAUCCCCAAAUUUUCCCCAAAAACCUUUUACCUCAUAACCCUAACCCUAAUUUUCCCUCUCUCCUUCGCAAUCCUCGCUCAUUCCCUCUUUACCCAACCAAUCUUAGCUCAGCUCGAUUCAUCUCCUCCUCAAGAUCAAUCUCAGACCAAUCACGAAUGGACCCUUCUCCUCAUUUACCAAUUCAUCUACGUUAUCUUCCUCUUCGCCUUCUCUCUCCUCUCCACGGCAGCCGUCGUCUUCACCGUCGCGUCUCUUUACACGGGGAAGCCUGUUUCUUUCUCAUCAACAAUGCACGCGAUUCCUCUGGUUCUGAAACGUUUGUUCAUCACGUUCCUUUGGGUUUCUCUGUUAAUGCUUGUGUACAACUCUGUUUUCUUGCUGUUCCUCGUGGUUUUGAUCGUGGCCAUUGAUUUACAGAGCGUGAUUCUCGCUGUGUUCUCGAUGGUUGUGAUCUUUGUUCUGUUCUUGGUUGUUCAUGUUUAUAUGACUGCGUGGUGGCAUUUAGCUAGUGUUGUCUCUGUUCUUGAACCCAUUUACGGGAUCGCUGCGAUGAAGAAGAGCUAUGAGUUGCUUAAAGGAAGGACUAAUAUGGCUUGUACUAUGGUUUUUGUGUAUCUUGCUCUUUGUGGUAUCACGGCUGGUGUUUUCGGUGGUGUUGUGGUUCAUGGAGGAGAUGAUUUCGGGUUGUUUACCAAGAUUGUUGUUGGAGGUUUCUUGGUUGGGAUUCUAGUGAUUGUGAAUCUUGUGGGAUUGCUUGUGCAGAGUGUGUUUUACUAUGUUUGCAAAAGUUUUCAUCAUGAGGAGAUUGAUAAGUCCGCGUUACACGAUCAUCUUGGUGGGUAUCUUGGUGACUAUGUGCCUUUAAAGAGCAGUAUUCAGAUGGAGAACUUUGAUAUUUAAUCGUCAAAUGGAUUGGAUGAUGAUAAAGAAACAGUUUUUUGCAGUUUGUCAUUGUAAGUUGUAAUGUUUGUAAUUUUUCUAUAGUGUUUGUUUAGCUUUUUUUACAUACCUAAAUUAACUUGGGAAUAGACUGAAAUUGCAGAUGUUCUGUUCCUUGUAAUUUUCUUAGUGUUUUGUUCAAAAUUGAAAGAUUUAAUGAAAUAAAAUUUUUACUAGACAAUUUCUUAA
This is a messenger RNA of Capsella rubella, 1342 nucleotides long. RefSeq lists its product as uncharacterized. The record is from RefSeq and is a predicted model, not a curated record. The coding region runs from base 149 to 1114 and encodes 321 amino acids. Lineage: Eukaryota; Viridiplantae; Streptophyta; Magnoliopsida; Brassicales; Brassicaceae. The transcript has a single exon.